UACUCUUAUUAGAUGUAGGAAUGUAUGGACUGUGUUGCUGAAGCUUUGAUGGUCCGUAUUGUAGGUUGGACAUUGGAUAUAGGAAUUGCGGAAAGCGGGAGAAUGAGAAUGGAGACGUCAUAGCAAUGAAUCAGCCCUGAUAAACUGAGAAAUAAACACCUACUUGCCUUUGCAGGGUAAUAUAUGUGGACGCAGAUUCUCAAGAUCUUGUAUAGACGCUACCCACACAAGAUCAUGUUAGAAUCGGUUGAUGAACGGGCUUUGGAUGCCGGUGAAGUAGAUCAUGAGCGCAGUAUCGAGGUGCUGAAGAAGAUGGGUAAGGACGAAGAAGGGUUUACGUCGUUGGAGGAUAGCCUUGUCAAAGCUCUAGAUGCUAUUCUGGGGAAUCAGCCCAAGAAUGUGCCCAAGACGCGGAUAGAUCUUUAUUACGAGUCCCCCGCUAGAGACUUAACUGACUAGAUACUCGUCAUGUAUCUUAUGGUCCAAGCCCUAGCUAUCAAUAAUCGAUAUUGAAAAUUUAUACGAGGAUAUGUCUUGAAUGUGACG
Molecule: messenger RNA, 546 nt
Organism: Aspergillus ochraceoroseus IBT 24754
Lineage: Eukaryota; Fungi; Ascomycota; Eurotiomycetes; Eurotiales; Aspergillaceae
Exons: 1
Coding region: 184-459 (91 amino acids)
Source: RefSeq, a predicted model, not a curated record